Molecule: messenger RNA, 820 nt
Organism: Pistacia vera
Lineage: Eukaryota; Viridiplantae; Streptophyta; Magnoliopsida; Sapindales; Anacardiaceae
Product: dynein light chain 1, cytoplasmic
Exons: 3
Coding region: 196-558 (120 amino acids)
Biological process (GO): microtubule-based process
Cellular component (GO): dynein complex
Molecular function (GO): dynein light intermediate chain binding; dynein intermediate chain binding
Source: RefSeq, a predicted model, not a curated record
CGAAAACUCAACCUCAAUCAUACACACACAGUCAACACACAAGUGACUUAACCAGCAAAACAAAGUAAUCAAAAGGGCAACACUUUGAUAAAGAGAGGGUGGCACACACAGACAGUUGGUUGGUAUAGUGCUUUUUGUACCAAAACUUAAACAAAAACAAAUCGAAUCGAAUUCACUUUGGCAAACAAACAAACAAUGAACAUGAGUGAAGACACGAAGAAAAGCAACAACGGAGCUCUUGUCGUGAAACCCAACUCCGAUGAUCGGAAACCCACCCAGCCGGUGUCGCAAUCUGGCAAAAGAGUCAUCAUCAAGAGCGCCGACAUGAAAGACGACAUGCAAAAAGAAGCUGUUGAUAUCGCCAUCGCAGCAUUUGAGAGGAACAAUGUAGAGAAAGAUGUAGCAGAGCGAAUAAAGAAGGAGUUCGAUAAGAGACACGGACCCACUUGGCACUGCAUCGUUGGUAGCAAUUUUGGUUCAUACGUGACUCAUGAAACAAACCACUUUGUUUAUUUCUAUUUGGAUCAGAAAGCGGUUUUGCUAUUCAAAUCUGGUUAAUGAGGAUGGCGACGUUGAUAAAUAUGGAUGAAAAAAGGUGCCAAAGAUGAUGAGUUUAUGUUCAUCGUGUAAGAGUUGAUGUCUGUAUGUAUUAAUCGAGACCUGCCAUGCUGGCUGGUUAAACCUCAGAAUGGAGAUUCUUGUGCUUAACUUGUAUAUUUGUAUCCACUUGAACUAGCUUGAAACUUGUUAUGGAUGUGAGUGAAUUGCUGUCUGUUUACCUUGAAACCUCUAAAUGGUAAAUGGAGAUUCUUGUGCUCAA